CCCGACUUGGGAACUUUUGCCGAGAGCUCAGCCUCCGCGCGGCCCCGCCCGCCGCCCUCCCUCCUGGCUCCUCCUCCGGGCUGAGUCAGGGGCUGGAAACUUUUAAAAGCCAGGAGCCGGGGCUGCGGAGGCCCGCAGGACGAGCCGCGGCCGCUGCAGAGUGACCCCCGGGCAGCAUGGGAGACUGGAGCGCCCUCGGGAAGCUGCUGGACAAGGUCCAGGCCUACUCCACGGCGGGCGGCAAGGUGUGGCUGUCCGUGCUGUUCAUCUUCCGCAUCCUGCUGCUGGGCACUGCGGUGGAGUCGGCCUGGGGCGAUGAGCAGUCGGCCUUCCGCUGCAACACGCAGCAGCCGGGCUGCGAGAACGUGUGCUAUGACAAGUCCUUCCCCAUCUCGCACGUGCGCUUCUGGGUGCUGCAGAUCAUCUUCGUGUCAGUGCCCACGCUGCUGUACCUGGCGCACGUCUUCUACGUGAUGCGCAAGGAGGAGAAGCUGAACAAGAAGGAGGAGGAGCUCAAGGUGGCGCAGACGGACGGCGCCAACGUGGAGAUGCACCUGAAGCAGAUCGAGAUGAAGAAGUUCAAGUACGGCAUCGAGGAGCACGGCAAGGUGAAGAUGCGCGGUGGCCUGCUGCGCACCUACAUCAUCAGCAUCCUCUUCAAGUCGAUCUUCGAGGUGGCCUUCCUGCUCAUCCAGUGGUACAUCUACGGCUUCAGCCUGAGCGCUGUGUACACCUGCAAGCGCGACCCGUGCCCGCACCAGGUGGACUGCUUCCUGUCGCGCCCCACCGAGAAGACCAUCUUCAUCAUCUUCAUGCUGGUGGUGUCCCUGGUGUCACUGGCCCUCAACAUCAUCGAGCUCUUCUACGUCUUCUUCAAGGGCGUCAAGGACCGGGUCAAGGGCCGGAGCGACCCCUACCACCCGGGCAGCGGCCCGCUGAGCCCCUCCAAGGACUGCGGCUCCCCCAAGUACGCCUACUUCAACGGCUGCUCCUCGCCCACCGCACCACUGUCGCCCAUGUCGCCGCCCGGGUACAAGCUGGUGACCGGGGACAGGAACAACUCCUCCUGCCGCAACUACAACAAGCAGGCCAGUGAGCAGAACUGGGCCAACUACAGCGCCGAGCAGAACCGCAUGGGCCAGGCGGGCAGCACCAUCUCCAACUCCCACGCGCAGCCCUUCGACUUCCCCGAUGACAGCCAGAACGCCAAGAAGGCGGCGGCCGGACACGAGCUGCAGCCCCUGGCCCUCGCGGACCAGCGGCCGGCCAGCAGGGCCAGCAGCCGGGCCAGCAGCAGGCCUCGGCCUGACGACCUGGAGAUCUAGGCCCGGCUCUUGAGUGGCGAGGUCCACUCGGCGCUGGAGGAGAAACAGGAGGAGGGCAUCGAGGGCUCUUUCGGGGCGCGUGGUACCCGGUGGCCUUCCUCGGGGCUGGGGACACAGGCUGCCUUGGCAUCGGAGGAUCUGGGGCGCAGGGGUGGGCGGG
Heterocephalus glaber (naked mole-rat) is the source of this 1485-nucleotide messenger RNA. It is a transcript of the gene Gja1, whose product is annotated as gap junction protein alpha 1. Gene Ontology annotation, cellular component: connexin complex. Gene Ontology annotation, biological process: heart development; cell communication by electrical coupling; cell-cell signaling. Lineage: Eukaryota; Metazoa; Chordata; Mammalia; Rodentia; Bathyergidae. Gene Ontology annotation, molecular function: gap junction channel activity. The record is from RefSeq and is a predicted model, not a curated record.